UGUGUGUUGAAAGUGAAUAUAAAGAGAAAGUGUCAAAAUGUGUAUUUUAUGAAACUAAAAUUACUGGUUAAUUAUUUUUAACAUUCUUCCACAUUUUUAAUAGACGCAAUGAAAUUUAUAAUGUGUAAUUUAUAUUUGUAAAUGGCAAACAAAUUAUGUCUUAUUUCAAACAAAAGAUUCACCUACUUUACUCAAAGGGGACAAAAAAAUGCUUAUCUACAAUCCGUUAACUAUCUUUAUGAAUAAAAAGAGGAUGUAAAUUGACUGUUUUUUACACUCAAGUAAAUUAAAUGACACUUUCAAGGAGCACAACGAGCAGAGGCAUUGAUUCUCGAACAUAUUACACUCUCAAGGCUCUCAAGAAUAAUUUUUAGGUUAUGUUUUGAGAACAAUGAUGAUUUUUAAAUUUUCUAUUGAUAAGAACCUAUUUCGUAAAUUAAUACUUUAGUAAAAGAAAAACGAAUCAUUACAAGAAAUUCAGGAAAUAUAGUCAAUAUGAAAGUCAAUCAUUUGGAGGAGACACACAAUAAUCAUGAGUUGAAAAAUUUAUUAGGAAACAAAUCCAACAACUCUGGUGCCUGUACUGAAACACUGUUACAAAAUAAGAAGGAUGAAGGUGAAGAUGAAGCCUUUCAAGAGACGGAAGUUCCGGAUGAAAAAAUAUCAAGUAAAAUUGCUUCAAUAAAAAUUGGCAUUGAAGGAAUGAGUUGUCAGAGUUGUGUAAAAAAUAUCGAAGGAACAAUAGGAAAUCGACCCGGUGUUAUUACCAUAAAAGUUAUAUUGGAAGAUAAAAUUGGCCAAGUGACGUACAAAAGUGAUGAAAUAUCCUCUAGAGAAUUAAUUGACGCUAUCAGUGACAUGGGUUUUGAUGCUUUUUUAUCGGGAGACGAAAUUUUUAACAAUAAGGACUCUAGUCUUAAAUCUAAUUUAAGUAAUUGUAGAAUACACAUCGAUGGAAUGACUUGUAAAUCAUGCGUUAACAAUAUCACAGGUAUGAUAUCGGAAAAGUCCGGAGUGAAGGAAAUUCAUGUUAGUCUAGAGGCAAAGGAAGCUAAAGUUUCAUUCGACAGUAACGAAAUAAGUGCAGAUAAAAUAGCGAAUUACAUCGAAGAUAUGGGUUUCGAUACGUACGUGAAAGAAGUUGACGGUCAAGGGGAGAAUAAAUUAGAAAAUGUCGAUAAAACUAAGCAAAUGGAAAAGUCGAUGAAAAAAAUAAACGGCGCAGGUGAUGUGAAGUCGGAAAAAAGUCUCGCCAAAUGCGUCUUGCAUGUACAGGGCAUGACCUGCGCAUCUUGUGUAAAUGCAAUAGAAAAACACUGCAAAAAAUUGUACGGAGUUGACAAUAUUUUAGUAGCGCUAAUGGCAGCGAAAGCAGAGGUAAAAUUCGAUCCUGAAAAAAUAAGUCCAAUUGAUAUUGCCGCAAGUAUUUCCGAUCUUGGAUUUCCGACCGAGGUCAGUGAUCCAGGAACUGGAGAGAGUGAAGUCGAAAUUUCCAUCACAGGAAUGACGUGUGCAUCGUGUGUAAAUAAAAUAGAAACCCACGUGAAAAAACUUCCCGGUAUGCAAAUGUCGGUCGUUGCACUAGCAACUCAACGAGGAAAAUUUAAAUACGAUUCAGAUAAAAUUGGAGUGAGAGAUAUUUUAGAAUGCAUUAAUAAAUUAGGAUUCAAUGCCAAUUUAUUGAGCAAUAAACAAAACGAAAAUCGAGGUUAUUUGAAUCAAAAAGAAGAGAUACAAAAAUGGAAAUCGGCAUUCUUGAUAUCGUUGAUAUUCGGAGUCCCAUGUAUGAUUGCAAUGACGUAUUUUAUGUUGGUCAUGUCCGUUGGUCAUAAAUCUCAUGAAGAUAUGUGUUGCGUAAUUCCCGGUGUGUCAUUGGAAAAUCUCAUUUUAUUCAUAUUCUCUACACCCGUACAGUUCUUUGGUGGGUGGCAUUUUUACGUGCAAGCAUAUAAAGCUCUCAGACAUGGAUCCACCAAUAUGGAUGUUCUAAUUUCCAUGACAACAACAAUAUCCUACGUUUAUUCUGUUUGUGUUCUCUUAGCCGCAAUUAUAUUACAAGAAAGUGUCAGUCCACAAACAUUUUUCGAUACACCGCCAAUGUUACUUGUUUUCAUUAGUUUAGGAAGAUGGCUCGAACAUGUUGCAAAGGGAAAGACGUCGGAAGCACUUUCGAAGCUUCUCUCUCUAAAAGCAACGGACGCAGUUCUCGUCACAUUGGGAACGAACAGAGAAAUUCUCACUGAACGUGUAAUAAGCGCAGAUCUGGUGAAACGUGGCGAUUUCUUAAAAGUUGUUCAAGGUUCAAAAAUACCCGUCGAUGGCCGAGUAAUAUCGGGGCAUUCGGCUUGUGAUGAGAGUUUAAUUACCGGUGAGAGUAUGCCAGUGACGAAAAAAAUUGGUUCCGUUGUAAUUGGAGGAUCGAUUAAUCAAAAUGGACCACUUUUGAUUGAAGCAACGCACACCGGUGAGCAUACAACUUUGGCGCAAAUUGUUCGCCUCGUGGAGGAGGCCCAGUCGAGUAAAGCGCCAAUUCAACAGUUGGCGGAUAAAAUUGCUGGAUACUUUAUUCCACUCGUAAUAUCCGUUUCAUUCAUUACACUAGUGGUGUGGAUAACAGUUGGUUAUAUUAAUUUUGAUGCACUACCCAUCACACACAAUGAGCAAAUAAUGAAGACUAAUUUGGGUCGAUUGGAAAUUAUUUAUCAGUAUGCUUUCAAGUGUGCACUGUCCGUUUUGGCGAUAGCUUGUCCUUGCGCUUUGGGAUUAGCGACACCGACCGCCGUCAUGGUGGGCACUGGUGUUGGUGCUUUGAAUGGAAUUCUAAUCAAGGGUUCAGAACCACUCGAAAAUGCGCACAAGGUGAAAUCAAUUGUAUUCGACAAAACUGGAACAUUAACCAAUGGCGUGCCGGCAGUCACGAAAAUUUGUUUAUUUGUCAACGAGAAAGUUUGUUCGAUCGUUAAAUUAUUGGCGAUUGUUGGAACCGCGGAAAUUAACAGCGAACAUCCAAUCGCUUCUGCAAUUGUUCGCUAUGUGAAGGAAACAAUCGGAACUGAAAUAAGUGGCAAAUGUUCGAAUUUCCAAGCAGUCGCUGGUUGUGGACUGAAGUGUAAAGUUUCUUAUCUGAACGGAACAAUUUCAUCAGCAUUACGUUCGGAGAAAGUCAUUAAUUAUAUGAAUCAAUCGAGAAAUUAUAAUUCUGGUUCGUUUGAUUUGAAUUCGGUUCCAAUUGAUGUUGUCGCUCUGAUUAAUUCAACUCGGGAGAAUCAAAAUAUUGACUUGGAAUUGCUACUGAAUCCUGAUUCGCAAGGUGAUCAGAUUGAUGUUGAUUUAUAUGAGAUAUGCAUUGGCAAUCGGGAGUGGAUGAGAAGAAAUGGAAUUAUUAUUGAGCAGGAAGUUGAUAAUAGAAUGAUUGACGAAGAAAAUUUGGGACGUACGGCUGUUUUGGCGGCAAUAAAUAAUAAUUUAGUGGCGAUGAUUAGUGUUGCCGAUAUGGUGAAACCUGAGGCACAUUUGGCCGUUUACACAUUGAAGAGAAUGGGUUUGGAGGUGAUUUUAUUGACAGGCGAUAAUAGAAAGACUGCCGCAUCAAUUGCCAGACAAGUUGGUAUUAGCAAAGUUUUUGCUGAAGUGCUUCCCUCGCAUAAAGUGGCGAAAAUUCAAAGGCUACAGGAGAAGGGAGUGAGAGUUGCGAUGGUUGGCGAUGGCGUUAAUGAUAGUCCAGCACUUGCUCAAGCUGAUGUUGGAAUUGCGAUAUCUUCGGGUACUGAUGUUGCGGUUGAAGCUGCUGACGUCGUUCUAAUGAGGAAUGAUCUACUGGAUGUAGUCGCGUGUUUGGACCUCUCCCGAAAAACGGUGAAUCGUAUAAGACUGAAUUUCCUUUUUGCCAGUGUUUACAAUUUAUUAGGAAUUCCGAUUGCCGCUGGAGUCUUCAGUUCAUUCGGAUUUCUUCUUCAACCUUGGAUGGCUUCCGCUGCCAUGGCUCUCAGUUCCGUUUCAGUGGUCGGAAGUUCUCUACUCCUUAAAUUAUAUCGAAAGCCAAACAAAACAAGUCUAGAGACAGUAGAAUAUUUAGCAGCGAUGAAUGCAAAUACCGCGGCUAGAACGCUAGACGCUGACGCGAUUUCCCUUCAUCGAGGAUUGGACGAUACAGUGUCAAUAGCAAUGCGGAGAUCAACGUCCACGAUAUCCAGAUUGUUUAAUAAUCGCGCAAAAGAAGAGAUUGAAGGUUGUCUUCUAUACAACGAUGGAGACGAUCUUGUUACAGUCGAUUUUUCGAACUGUCAAAAAAAAGAAAAAAUCGUCUCGGACAUAACUAAUCUCUAAAAUAUAUUAUAUUCUAGUCGUGAGAAUUUGUUUAUUCAGUUAUCAAAUGUGCUGGUCGUAGAAACAAAAUAAAGAAUAUUGGUAAGGCUGUCAUUUGUAAAUAAUGAAUUCGUCUGGAAUGAGUUCUUCGAAAACUAAGACUAAAAAGAAAUUCUAUUUUGUAAAAAAAAAGAGUAACAGAACUUUCUAAUAUUUAAGGACUAUUAACAAUAUUUUAUAAAUUUUUAACU
Molecule: messenger RNA, 4556 nt
Organism: Leptopilina heterotoma
Lineage: Eukaryota; Metazoa; Arthropoda; Insecta; Hymenoptera; Figitidae
Gene: ATP7
Product: copper-transporting ATPase 1
Exons: 13
Coding region: 496-4326 (1276 amino acids)
Biological process (GO): monoatomic cation transport; copper ion homeostasis
Cellular component (GO): perinuclear region of cytoplasm; membrane; trans-Golgi network
Molecular function (GO): copper ion binding; ATP binding; P-type divalent copper transporter activity
Source: RefSeq, a predicted model, not a curated record